ACGAUUAGCCAAGCGGGAGUGGUGAUAUGGCCUCGACAAAGUUUGCCAAGGAAGUGAGCAGCUGCCGGCCGAGUGGCAUUCUCUCACGCCUUUGCAUCUGGCCGACUGCUAACCCUGAACUUGCAUUGGAAAUCGAUACGAGUGGGCGGCGGGGUAGGCCUGGCAUUUCGAUUCGCCAGGCAAACUCUGCUGCAAAUUCGACUCCCAAAAUUCCUAGCUAAUCCGGCGAUUCGAUUUACAUUCAACGACUAAAAUGGAGUUCCUUGAUCCUGCACUCCACAGCAUCGACGAGGUGUAUGCUCAAUUUAAAGAGUACCAAAAGAAGCGUCAGGAGCAGCAGAUGGAGCUGGAAAACAAGCUGAAGACCCGGUUUGAUUUGGAUGCCGAUUUCAGGGAGCUCAACGCCCAGAUGGAAAAACUAAAUGCGGGGCUGGACGAGCUGGAUGAGCGGCAAAAGCGUCAGUUGCGUCAAAGAAAAACAAUGCUACAAUGCUUAGAUGUGAUUGAGCCUGCACCACAGGAUGAAGCUGUUUGCUCUUUACAGGAAGAAGAUCCCGAACCGAAACAACUGCUGAUUAAAUGCGGCGUGAGCAAGUGCCUCUUUGAAGAUUGCCAAAGACGUGUGAACAGCCAGCUGCUUUUGCUGCACUACCUCUGUGAUCAUAACCACAAGGAUGCUUCCUUCCAGCGCUCCCUUCCGCUGUUGGAGGGCGAACGGACUAUGCUCUCCCUCCAGCCGAAGACCUGUGAGUUUCGGGUUAACAAGGUGUUGGGACUACUGGCUUACAGGGGUCAGCUAAAUCAGCAGCGGCCUCGGGAGAUCCCGGUGGUGGUGUUAAUUUGUCGGACAGCCGCUCAUGCAUCUAUGAUGCGGUCACUGGAUAGCCAGAGGCAAGACGUCUUCGUCCUCUGGCUGGUCACUCCCAGUGACCGGCAACAGUUGAACGCCACGCUCCGUCUCUGCGGAAGAGAUGCUGCUGCAAGGGCCGACUGCGUGGUGGGUGUUCAAAGGGUAAUUCACAGCCAGGACGCGGACCAUUUCAUGACUGUCGACGAGAACUACUGGCAACUGACGUACGCCGAAGUGGAGAAACUCUCAAACAAUUUCCGGGACGAGCUGCACCUCGAGGUGUCGCUCACAGAGGCGAAGGCUUCAUAACCACUUGCU
Molecule: messenger RNA, 1168 nt
Organism: Drosophila takahashii
Lineage: Eukaryota; Metazoa; Arthropoda; Insecta; Diptera; Drosophilidae
Source: RefSeq, a predicted model, not a curated record